AUGAUAACUGUGCAAGAGCCCGUACGGGUAUCCUUACUAUGGGACUUAAACAAGAACAAACAACCACAACAGUUGCAACCGCUGCAUACAUCUGUUGUGGCUGUUGAGACUCCAAAGUCUACAUAUUCAAGCACUUCAUUUCCCAUGAGUUCCGACUUACUGUUACGAGAUUCUCCCAAAAGUAUACGAAUAGGACUUAGAAAUGCUGUUGCAAGUUUCCAAAGACUUUCUAAUAUUAAUGACCAUUAUAUGAAAUCUACAGAUAGUCUCGAAAGUCUGGAUUAUGAAGACGUAAUGGAAGAUGAGAUUGAUGAGGAUGAAGAUCUUGAACAUGAAACUCAACUUGAAGCCAAAUUACCAGGCCAUUCUCUAUUGAAACCAAGUAAAACUCCAAAUUCAUUAUUACCAUUAGUUCAAAGAAGACUUCAACGAUUAAUUGAAGAAAGGUUUCUGAUCCCAUCUACUACCGCAUUCAAACUGUGUAUUGUUAAUUUGGUACUUCAAGAUUUUGAAUCUGAUGAUUUAGGAACAAUUUAUAACAAACUUUUCCGUAAAGAAGGUAAGGAAAGAGUUCUCCAUAUUAUAGAAAAUACAUUUAUGGAGAAAUAUCCACUGGAACAAUUGGAUAAGUUUUAUGAUGAAUUAUACUUGAGCAUCAGUGGAGCUAAUGAUUGUUUGGAUAUUGAAAGACCAAAUUUUUACCAUGAUUAUGCAGCAAUUUGGUUACUUGACCGAGAAGGGUUUAAAGAUUAUAAUUACAAUUGCUUUGUUGAAUACGUUGAGGAACAAUACCAUCAACAACUUGAAAGUGAUGAUUUGACCAAUGAUGAUUUGAUAUUACAUGAGUAUGUCAGUCAAGGAUUUUUGAUGAAUGUUGAGAAGUUUUAUUACUAUUUCAAUCGUAAUAUCAAACCUGGGAAAGUUGUUGCUAAGAGAAGAGGCAGUAUAUCGAAUAGUAAUGGCAUUGACCCACGUAAUAAUUCCAUUGGGAACAUUAUGAAGGGUAAAAUGAGUAAGAUAGUGAAACUGACCGAUGAUGCCGAAGCGGUGAUUGAGACUAUUAAGGAAAGAAUACGACCAGAGCAAAAUCUUCGAUUUGAAAGUAUGCUGGUAGUUCUUGACUAUAGUCCGGAAGAACCGCCUAUUUAUGUGAAUUAUGACAAGGAGUGUAUAGAAUGGUGA
Messenger RNA from [Candida] anglica, 1182 nucleotides. The record is from the annotation of a GenBank genome assembly. Lineage: Eukaryota; Fungi; Ascomycota; Pichiomycetes; Serinales; Debaryomycetaceae.